Mesoplodon densirostris (Blainville's beaked whale) is the source of this 552-nucleotide messenger RNA. RefSeq names its product DAN domain BMP antagonist family member 5 (gene DAND5). Gene Ontology annotation, biological process: determination of heart left/right asymmetry; signal transduction involved in regulation of gene expression. Gene Ontology annotation, molecular function: morphogen activity. Lineage: Eukaryota; Metazoa; Chordata; Mammalia; Artiodactyla; Ziphiidae. The record is from RefSeq and is a predicted model, not a curated record.
AUGAUCCUCAGCCAGCUGACCACUCUCUUGAGCCUGCUCAGUGGGGCCUGGCUACCCACAGGCUCAGGGAGGCCUGGACCCCGAGGCCUCCCAGCUCAGCUCCAGGCUGCUGCCAAUGAGACCCAGUCUCUGGGUCAAUGGGCCCCAGCUUUCCCAGUGCCACCCUUUGCCCUUGGCAGCUGGAAGGCCUUCUUGGGCCUGCAGAAAGCUGGGCAGCUGGGGACAGGCAGGCUGCAGCAUGGGCAGGAUGUGGCAUCACUGUCUCUGCCACUGGACCCACAGGAAGUAGCCCAGGAGAUGUGCAAAGCUGUGCCCUUCACUCAAAUGCUCUCCCGGCUGGGCUGCAUGGCUGUCUACCUCCUCAAUCACCUCUGCUUUGGCCACUGCUCCCCUUUCUACAUCCCGUUCAUCCCCUGCAACAGCUGUGUGCACGCUCGCAUGCGCUGGGCACCUGUGGUCCUCUGGUGUUGGGCGGGCAGCCCAGCCUCCCUUCGCCAGGUGAAGAUGUCCACUGUGUGGGUUGAGGGGUGUCAGUGCAGACCAAAGGCAUGA